This is a messenger RNA of Acanthochromis polyacanthus (spiny chromis), 4837 nucleotides long. It is a transcript of the gene sntb1, whose product is annotated as syntrophin, basic 1. The transcript has 8 exons. The record is from RefSeq and is a predicted model, not a curated record. Gene Ontology annotation, cellular component: dystrophin-associated glycoprotein complex; intracellular anatomical structure; synapse. NCBI's taxonomy places the organism in Eukaryota, Metazoa, Chordata, Actinopteri, Pomacentridae. The coding region runs from base 309 to 1958 and encodes 549 amino acids. Gene Ontology annotation, molecular function: protein binding; structural molecule activity.
AUGAGUGUGUAAAUGUGCUGCUGCUGCUUGGUUUCUUCAGCUCUCCAUCAGCUCUCAGACACUUUGGGAAAUGAUGAGCGCAGGUUUGGAGCAGCUGCCGGCAGGGGGGAGGAGAACUCCACCCAGCGCAGAAUCUGAGCGGGCGGAGCGGAGGGCAGCUUGUGCCGAGAGGCUCGGGCUGGUUGGACGGGACGCAGGAAACUUCAGAGGGGCCAAAGUCCAUCCGGAGCUCGGAGGAGGCUGGCAGCACCGUGUGAGGGCGCGCUGGGAACCAACGCACAUGUGAGCUGUCCAGAAAUGCUCCAAAGAUGGCGGUGGUGGCAGCGACGGGAGUUCCGCGAGGCUCCGGAGUGCAGAAAAGUGGAUUCGCGGAGGUUCUGGUGCGGGAGCGCUGGCACAAAGUUUUGGUCAACUUGAACGAGGAAGCGCUCACGCUGAGCUGCGAGGAGAGCAGCGACGGAGACGGCGUCAACUUCAACGGCGUCACCAACGGAUCUUACCAUGACAACAGCAACACCAACUCCAACAACGGGCCGCACGCGGCGCGCACCGUCUUCACCGACCUCCCGGACACAGUCCCGGAGGCGAUCGCCAACAGAAAGCGGUGCGUCAAGGUGAGCAAGCAGGAAGUCGGCGGACUGGGCAUCAGCAUCAAGGGAGGGAAGGAGAACAAGAUGCCCAUCCUCAUCAGCAAGAUCUUCAAGGGUCUGGCGGCGGACCAGACCCAGGCUCUGUACGUGGGGGACGCCAUCCUGUCCGUGAACGGAAUGAACCUGCGGGACGCCACGCACGACGAGGCGGUGCAGGCGCUGAAACGUGCCGGAAAGGAGGUGACUCUGGAAGUAAAAUACAUGCGUGAGGCGACUCCAUAUGUGAAGAAAGGCUCUCCGGUGUCAGAGAUCGGCUGGGAGACGCCUCCUCCUGAGUCUCCUCGCCUCGGCAGCCCAACCAUCUCCUCCUCAGACACUCCCAGCUUUCCCAGCUCUCCCAGUUCUCCCAGUCAGCCCUCGCUGUCUCUGAGCGGUGACCGGAGGUGUAUCCCGCUGAGGAUGUGUUACGUAACCAGAGCCAUGACCACACCUGACCCCGACAACAGACAGCUGGAGCUCCACUCUCCUGAUGCCCGACACACCGUGGUGCUGCGCUGCCCCGACCAGCCGGCUGCCCUGUCCUGGUUCUCUGCCAUGCACGCCGUCACCUCGUCGCUGGCUCAGCGGGUUCUGGCCGAGGUCAUCCAGAACACGUCCAGAACCGGAGUCGCUGGCAGCAAAGAGAUCCGACACCUGGGCUGGCUGGCAGGGAAGACGGAGAGCGAAAAGCAGAGCUGGAAGCCGGUGCUGGUGGUGGUGACGGAGAAGGACCUGUUGCUGUUUGACAGUCUACCGAGAGGCAGAGAGUCCUGGCAGAGUCCUACACAUACUUAUCCACUGCUGGCGACACGUCUGGUGCACUCAGGGCCUGACCGGGGGUCUCCUCAUUCCGGCACUGAGCUCUUCUUCGCCACUCGGACCGGGACCAGACUCGGCAUCGAGACUCACCUGUUCCGGACGGAGACUACCAAGGAUCUGUCGCUGUGGACCAGACAGAUAGUCAACGGAUGUCACGCAUCAGCCGAGAUGAUCAAAGAAGUCUCUACGAGUUGUCUGUACCGAGGUCAGGAGUGUCGGCUGGUGAUCCACUAUGAGCAGGGCUUCUCUGUGCUGACCGACCCGAAGGCUGGAGAUGAGGAGGACACGGAGGCCAUAGUGGUCCAGACUCCCAUUAAACCCAGAGUGCUGCUCUCGUACCCCUUCGAAAAGCUAAAGAUGUCCUCCGACGACGGCGUCCGCAUGCUGCUGCUCGACUUCGGCGGGAAGGAGGGGGAGAUUCUGGACCUGCAUUCGUGUCCGAAGCCGAUCGUGUUCAUCCUGCACUCCUUCCUGUCUGCUAAGAUCUCCCGCCUCGGUCUGGUGGCCUGACAGCCUCUGAAGGAACAUUUCAGCUCCUAUGAGAACAGAAAUCCUCGUAGUCCCUCCUCUUGUCUGGAGCUGCAUGCAGCAAAACACCUCAAACUCCUGCAGUUGGAAACCCAAGCUGAGUGAAUGUAGCCUCUCUGGAAACGGACCUUUUUGGGUUCUCAGACUUUUUAGACAAACAGUGGAGGAAGCAGUGGAGAUGAGUCGUGCUUUUCUCUUGACAGACAGAUUUUGGGGGGUAAAUGAAACCUGGAAACGCUGCAGGGACCGAGAAGUUGACUGAAGAACCACAGAAGAAGAUGGUCUAUAUAUAUGAGGCAUAGAGCAGGUUGGGCAAUACUGUCAGGUCCUGGUUGGAAGGAUUGGCCUCCUGUAGCAGGUUCACAAGAAUUCUAUUUUAAUUCAAUCACCGUCUAAUGGCACACUGCCUCCAUUUAGCCAUCCCAUAAUUUAUUUACCGCCGGCUCUGAAAGGACGUUCUGAAUUUCACUCUUCAUUUUUCUUCCGCCAAAUGUUUGACACACUGUGGGAAAAACUUGGUGCAUUUGUCUUUAUUAGGCUCCCCAGAGACGUCUGUUAGCAGCGUCAGCAUUCAUCAUCCAACCAGCUGCAGGGAUUCCCUCCCAGCUCCUCCAACUUAUUCUGUAGCAGCACACUGACCGGCUGCUUCAGGUGUUUUAGUAUCUGACAGGUAAUAGACAUUGUAUGAACGGGGUUUCAUUUCAAACUUAAAGGAUGCAUAUGUUUAAAUUAUCCAGAAGAUUUUAGAAAACACAUUCAAACCAGUUCAAUUAAAGCAGUACUUUGAUCUUGUAGGUAAAUGUGAUGUUUUCUUGCUGAGACUCAUCAGUGAGGUCUGAUGCGACCUGAUACAGCAGCUCUGCCACACACUACAUCCUAUAUAAAUAUGUAUUCCACAUUUGGACUUGUUAUUUCUGAUACUUUGCCUCCUUUAAUGACAUGAACCGUCUCGCUCAACCACUCACUAUGGCCUCAACCCUCAACCGUACAAACAUUAUCUGACAGUGCAAACCAGAACAGAAAAGGUUAAAGCAUGAUAAAGGUACUUUUUAUGGCAGAGUUGUUGAACCUGAUUGCAUUAGAUUAUACUGGUGUUCCUAUAGACACCUGCUCCUAUAAUAACUUGGUUCUGGUUCUAUCCUGUUUAUACAGUAAUGAUAAGGUGGGCUUUCUGAACUUUGGAUGUAGCCAGGCCAGCUGGUUCCAGAAGAAUGGAUGGGUGGCAAAAUGUGAUACUUAGUGAAUUCUAAUUUGACCAAUAGAUUUUCUUUGACUGGAAAACAGAUAAACAAGAGAAAAAAGUGAUUAUGUUGGUGAUAUUAAUGAUGAUUUUUAACAUUUUUUUUCAAAAUUUUUACUUAAAAAUGCCUUGAAACCAUUGAAUCUGCAAGUUUUUGAGGGAAUGCAGCUUCUGUGCCACCUUUGAUAUGUUCUGAUACACUCUAAAAUACAAACGACUAAUUCAGUAGUACCGAUCUCUGGUCAGCUACUAGUCAACUCCAAGUCCCGGAGUAAAUUUUAGUUUAAUCAGCUGUCUAUUGUGUUUUAUUUUGGAGCGAUCCAGCCAAAGCUCACACUGGAUCCCAUCAAGGAUCUGUAGAGGAAAUUAAAGCCAGAGUGAUGCAAAGAAGUUUUCCAACCCCCAGGUCAAGGAGGUAUAAGAGUAGAGAUCCAAAAUCGCAGUGGAGACGUGCCAAGAGCUUGUAGGAAACCAUAGGAACCAUUUGGAUGCUAUAAUGGCAAAUACAGACUUUGCUGUUUAUUACUGAGUGUAAAAUAAAUAUUUUUUCGACACUAAAGUCGUUAAAAUUCAUCAUUAACAUCUCAAACACAACAUUGCAGUUUCCUUUGUCGCAUUUUAUAUCAUUUCCAGUCAGAAAGAAACUUCAAUAUAAAAAACACUAUAAAUCAAACUUUGCUGUGGCUAUGAAUAGUUAGGGCUAAACAUGUGUGACAUAAUGUGUUAAUUAGUGAGUCUAGAGGUGGAUUUUAUAACCUGACAAGCUGUUCUCCUGAUUCAAGUGCUUAAGUGAGCAGCUGGCUGUGGCUUCAUGUUUAAAAAGCAGAUAUGAAAGCUCAUCUUUUCAUUUAAAUCUCAGCAAGAAGGCGACUCAGCACAUUUCCCAGGAUCCAGAAUAAUCAGACAGCAUGAAGCUGUUCACUGCUUGCAUCUUCAUCUAAUUUGAGACGAUUUACAAAUAACUGAGAAAAAAAUCUGCCAGGAAUAAUUGGAAGAAAUCUUCGUGUUCGCAUUGAAAUUAAAUGACGCCACAAACACGUCAGCUGCGGUCUGUCAUCACAGCAGCCUUUAGAGUCUGUUCCUGCAGCAGCUGAUCAGAUCUGUCUGGUUUCUCCUCGUGCCUUCAGACGACUGAAGAAGAUAAAUGUUGGAGUUUUUAGAAGCGCAGGAUGAAGCGGUGACGCUCUGACGGCUGCAUCACUUUGGGUUACAGGUGCAGAAACACUCAGCCAGCAGUAAUUUUGGUUUUUUUUUCUUCUUUAGCUCAUCAACACACGGAGACGUUUCCAUUUUACACUGUGAACAAUGAUUUACGCUCUGUAAUCCUUCGACACUGUAGAAGAAAGUCUGUUUUGUUGAUACUAAACGAUAGCAGAGAAUCCAGAAGUCACUGAUAAUGUCAGAGGAGAGAAGCUGCUUUGAUAUGUAGAAACUCUGAUGCCUUCGGCAGCUACUGUACUGUCACUCCGAAUGAAAAAGCUUAGUUUUCAAAUCCAACGGUGCACAUAAAUCAUGUAUUUAACAGCAGUGACAUGAUGUCUCUUUUUAUUGUCAUACUUCUCAUUAACUGCAAAUCAACACUUCUGUCAAAUUAAAAUGUUAAUGACUUGUUUGCUAAUGA